Messenger RNA from Drosophila takahashii, 2385 nucleotides. RefSeq names its product Glycerophosphate oxidase 3 (gene Gpo3). Gene Ontology annotation, molecular function: glycerol-3-phosphate dehydrogenase (quinone) activity. Gene Ontology annotation, cellular component: glycerol-3-phosphate dehydrogenase (FAD) complex; mitochondrion. Gene Ontology annotation, biological process: glycerol-3-phosphate metabolic process. NCBI's taxonomy places the organism in Eukaryota, Metazoa, Arthropoda, Insecta, Diptera, Drosophilidae. The record is from RefSeq and is a predicted model, not a curated record.
UAAAAGUUUUGUUUUUGAUACUUUGGUUAUUUUUAGAAAAUUUGGGUAGCCUUUGGACGAAGGCGCGACCCGUUUAAAUUCCAAAUUGUGUAGUGUUGCCUGGAACUGAAGGAGCCGCAAAGAUGAUGUCCAAGUUGUGUGCCAUUCUGGCGCCAAGGGCAGUUGUUCCCAGGGCCAAACGCCAUCUGCUGAACCAGGCCAUUUCGAUGGCCAGGGUAAAAGUUCGGGGAAACCACUGCUGCGGUGGAAUGAAGGUGGUGCCCUCGCGCGAGGAGCACUUGAAUGCCCUGAAGGCCGAGGAGUUCGACGUACUGAUCAUCGGCGGCGGAGCUGUGGGCUGCGGCUGCGCAGUGGACGCCGCCUGUCGGGGUCUCAAGACCGCCCUGAUUGAGGCGGAUGACUUUGCCAGUGGCGCCAGUUCGCGAUCGAGUAAACUGAUCGAUGGCAGCGGAUCCUAUCUGGGCACCGCCCUGCGGGAAAAGGACAUCGAGCAGCUGUACAUCAUGCUGCAGAUGAUGAGCGAGCGAGUGACGAUGCUGAGGAACGCGCCGCACCUGAAUCGCAUCCAGCCGAUGAUCAUACCCAUCUACAGCGUGCUGCAAAUGCCCUGCACCUGGCUGGGAUUGAAGGUCUAUGAUUUCAUGUCUGCCGCUUCGAAUGUGCGCGGAUCGCACUUUCUCUCCCGGGAGGCCACCCUCUACGAGUUUCCGCUCCUCAAGACGAAGGGUCUUCGCGGCGGAGUCGUUUACUAUGAUGGCCAGGUGGACGACGCCCGGAUGUGCAUUGCCCUCGUGAUGACGGCCGUCGCGUUGGGCGCCAAUGUGGGCAACCACCUGGAGGCGGUGGAGCUGAUGCCCCUGGAGGGCUGCUGCCGGGUGGUGGGCGUCAAGGACAAGUUGUCCGGCGAGCAGUUCUACGUCCAGGCGAAGGCAGUGAUCAAUGCCACAGGAGCCAACACGGAUAAUAUAAGGCGGAUGGACAAGGAGGGCACCGCUCCCAUCCUCCUGCCCUCGCUGGGCACCCAGGUCUCGCUGCCCCGGUACUUUGGCUCCGGACACUACGGCCUCCUGAGUCCGGCGCACAAAAAAGAUGAUCUCACCAUAUACAUGCUGCCCUUUGAGAACCACACGGUUCUGGGCAUCCGCGAGGUGGAACUGGACGAGGUGUACGGGCGGGGGCAUCCCACUCCCGAUCCGGAUGAUGUGGACUGCCUGCUGGAGGCGGCCAAGGCCAAGAUGGAUCCCUGUGUGGAGCUGGGUCGCUGUCACGUGCUCAGUGCCUGGACGGGCAUCAAGGCCAAUGUGAGUUGUCCCACCGGGAAGUCGGAGGAGGAGGAGGAGAAGCGCGGCUCCGCCAUCAGCAGCUACAUGAUCGAGGUCAGCGAGGAAGGCCUGAUCACCUUGGCCGGCGGCCGUUGGAGCAGCUAUCGUGUGAUGGCCGCCGAUGCCGUCGACAUGGCCAUCAAGUCAUGCGGCCUGUGCGACGACCAUGUGACCUCCAGUUGGACGGAGGACUUGAAGCUGGACGGCGCCGAAUCCUGGUGCUGCAUGCUGCCGCUGGAGUUUGUGCAGGACUACGAUGUGCCCAUGGAUGUGGCACAGCACAUAUCCGAUUCCUAUGGGUAUAAUGGUCAUGCUUUAUUCUCCGGUGCUCCUCCCGAGCUGAGGAAGCGCCUCCACCCCAACUUCCCGUACAUCGAGGCCGAGGUUCAGUAUGCGAUGCGCAGCGAGUACGCCUGCACUCUGGUGGACAUAGUCGCUCGGCGUCUGCGCAUCGCCUUCGUGGAUGCGGCCGCAACGCUGCACAUGCUGCCCAAGAUCCUCAAGAUGAUGGCCGAGGAGAAGGGUUGGGAGGAGGGGCAGCAGAAGAAGCAGAUGCAGGCGGCCCAGGAGUUCCUGGUGCGCCAGAUGGGUCUUGGUACCAUAGUUCGUCCCAAGAGCACAGGGAAGAGUCCGCCGAAGAAGAAGGCCUCCUCGGAGGGUUGCUGCUGCCGGGCGGCUGCUCGCAAGGAGGCCAGGAGCUACUCCAAGGGUCACCACCACCCACGGGUGGAUAGCUUCAAGCCAUUGACCACCCAGAGAUCGAGGAAAAAUGUGUCUAGCGAUCGACUAUUCUGGCCUUUGACCUCGGGCAUAACCCACCAAUCGGUGGUGGACUGUGAAGCUCGCCGGGAUCAAUCGAGGUCCAUUCCCACCGGAUGGUCAGAUAGCAAGAGGCAACUCAUCAUCAACAGUUGGCGCAACAAGUUCAUGUGCUGAAAUACUUUCAGAUAAUGUUUUAGUUUGACUUUAGCCUCGUUUGCUUUUCUAACACUUCAGGCUGAACACAAUUCGUUAUGUGCGGGUCUUUCCAAUGCCAAAAAAAUAAAUAUACGAGCACUCAAAA